Molecule: messenger RNA, 861 nt
Organism: Canis lupus familiaris (dog)
Lineage: Eukaryota; Metazoa; Chordata; Mammalia; Carnivora; Canidae
Product: armadillo repeat-containing protein 4
Exons: 4
Coding region: 14-562 (182 amino acids)
Molecular function (GO): protein binding
Source: RefSeq, a predicted model, not a curated record
GGAUGCUGGAGAAAUGGUUCGUUGCCUUGUUGGUGGUUUGGAACUUAUUGUCAAUUUACUGAAAUCAGAUAAUAAAGAAGUUUUGGCAAGUGUAUGUGCUGUUAUUACCAACAUUGCAAAAGAUCAAGAAAAUUUAGCUGUUAUUACAGAUCAUGGAGUUGUCCCUUUAUUGUCCAAACUAGCAAAUACAAAUAAUGAUAAACUGAGGCGUCAUCUAGCAGAAGCUAUUUCACGUUGCUGUAUGUGGGGCAGAAAUAGAGUGGCCUUUGGCGAGUACAAAGCAGUGGCUCCAUUAGUGCGUUAUCUGAAAUCAAAUGAUGCCAACGUACAUCGAGCAACAGCUGAAGCCUUGUACCAGCUCUCAGAAGAUGUAGAUAACUGCAUCACCAUUCACGAGAAUGGUGCGGUAAAGAAUAAAAGUCCAAUCCCUAAGCCUGUCAUAUUUAAGCUACUGCUGGGUAUGAUUGGGUCUUCUGACCAGGACCUCCAGGAAGCCGCAGCUGGAUGUAUAUCCAACAUACGCAGACUGGCUCUUGCUAUAGACAAGGCAAGAUACACUUGAAAUGUGCACAGACGUUACAAACUACCAAAUUUUACAUGACAGGGAACAUGUCAGUCCCAUGGCCAAGAAGCCUAGAUCAGGAAGCAUGUUGAGCAAAUGUUUUACAGACAGAUAAAUGUCUGAAUGAAAACACAGGAAUUAAAAAUGCAAAGGAUACUCUUCAUCCAAAAAUUGCAUAGAUAUUUUUGUUCUAUUUAAUAUUUUGGGGAUAUGCCAUGUAAUGAAAUGUAAAGCUAAUAAAAUUGUGAUACUUUUGUUUGUGAUGAUUUUAAUAAAAGAUAUGGCCUUCCUGGUGUGCA